GCCGCCAUUACCGCUAUGCUUCUUUAACCCUGUCAACAGUUUUUAGGCUUUUUCAAAAUUUUGGCCAUUAAACCCCCUUUAUUUGUGUUUUAAAGAAUUCAAGAACUUUGGUUGUCCGUUUAUAAAUACAACGAUGCCUCUAACUGGAAAAUCAUCGUAUAUUAGAAAUUACCCGUUUUUAGUUCGUAACCUACUUGACCGAUCGAAUCACAAGCGGAUGGCCGAGCCUCAGAUUCCUAACGUUCCACGACCAAAAACACCAAUUUUGACCGGUGUACCCGAUAUUGUGGAUGAUGACGAUGAAGAUGAGGAUCCGGCUGUUGUCCCUCGACGAUUGUACUUUGCGGAUAGCAUGCAAGUGAUCAACAUCAAUAUGGUGUUCAGCCCCAGUGACCUCAUUCCAGAGUAUCCUCAGCGAUCGUUUCGCCCAGACAUGGUACAUCAAGUGUUCGGCGACGAUGGCAUUAUAUAUGGUUAUCGUAAUUUAAAUAUAGAUAUUUAUUUUCUCGCUAAUUCAGCGAAAUGUUUCGUGGAUCUGCAAUACACGGAAGUGACAAAUUCCGACAUGCCAAAUCAUUCUGAGCCCGACAACAUCUUAAAUAAGUUAACACCUUGGUUACCUGAAAAUUAUUACCUCGUUAAAAGCGACUUCGUGGCGCAACUCUACAAGGAGAAUCAUAAUAGAAUGUUUGGAACAGCUAUAGACUCUGUUGAACUUUAUAACGUGAAGGAAACUGCUUCAUACAGAUACACGUUUACGGUGUGUACAAACGAGGACCGUAAGUUUAGAGAGUUUCACUCACGUUUCCAAUGCCUGAUUGUGUGGUAUAUUGAUGGAGCUAGUCAAAUUGAUGUCGACGAUCCCAACUGGAUGUUCAUUUACGUUUACGAAACAAGAAAGCAGGGUACAGAGUGUGCAACGUCCGGUAUGUACCCGGUGGGAUUUGCGACAGUUUAUAAAUUUUUCCACUACCCGGACAAAAUUCGAACGAGAAUUUCGCAGUUCUUCAUUAUCCCGCCCUGUCAAGGAAUAGGGGUUGGUACUCGUCUCCUGAAAAACACCUAUAGAGUGAUUCGACAUUUACCAAAUGUGGUCGACAUAACUGUCGAAGAGCCUUGCCAAUCGUUUACCCAUAUGAGAGAUUUUUUAGACUGUAAAUUACUUAUGCAAUUAGAAUCGUUUAAACAAACUGCGAUUCAUAAUGGGUAUACAAACGCCAUGUUUGUAGAAGCUAAUAACCAUUACAAGAUAAAUAAGCGACAAAUCCGACGUGUUUACGAAAUCCUUAGGUUAGCGUACAUCAAAUGUAAUACCUGUGAUCCUAACUACCAGCAUUUGUCUUCAGAAAUUAGGGAGCGUUUGUCGAUCCCUUAUAUGAGACAGUUACGCUCUUUAGGAAGAAUGAGCUGUGAUAAAAAUUUAGAGCACUCUGUGAAGUCCAUGGUGACAUUAGAAUCAACUAUUGCCAAAUAUAUUAAGGAGGUUACAAAUGCUGCAUUGAGUUUAAAUGCUAAAUUUGCCCUCUCCUAACUGAACGUUUUCUUUCAUUUCUUAAUGUAUUAUCUUCUGACUUCUGUAUAUUUUUCUAUGAAUAAACUUUAAGUUUGCACGUUA
Molecule: messenger RNA, 1615 nt
Organism: Photinus pyralis (common eastern firefly)
Lineage: Eukaryota; Metazoa; Arthropoda; Insecta; Coleoptera; Lampyridae
Product: histone acetyltransferase type B catalytic subunit-like
Exons: 9
Coding region: 134-1531 (465 amino acids)
Biological process (GO): subtelomeric heterochromatin formation
Cellular component (GO): nucleus
Molecular function (GO): histone binding; histone H4 acetyltransferase activity
Source: RefSeq, a predicted model, not a curated record